AUGUUUCCGAAGGCACCCUAUACUGGAAGACAUGUUCCAUUCCGCAAGAAUCUGAGUAACACACAAGAGAAUAUUGUGCCGAUAUUAUACUCAAGCCGUUAUCUGAGAGAUAAUUUUGUCAUCCUUUGCACACUAUUAAUUCAUGAUAAUGACAAUAUGCAGCAUGAGCGGUUGGGAGAUUUAUUAGCAGAAUAUGUAAUAAGGAGGGGUUUAGGGGGUUUGCAGGCGGAGUAUAAGCAAUUCCUAUGGACCGAUAUAAAAGCGGAACUGGAACAAUUUGUGGAAUAUAUGGAACGUGACCACCUAGACAGCUAUGCUGUUAAUUGUUUGCACGUGGGUUAUACGCGUCCAGGGCAUGGAGACAUAGCAUUCGAAGCUAACGUGGGCGACAGAAUUAUGUGCACACUCAUGACACGAGCAUUAUUUUUCAUGAAUGGAUGGCCCACGCAGUUCGCCAGCACAGAGAAUAAAGACAGCAAUAGCGCAGAGUUGAAGGAACAUAUAAGAUGCGCUGUAGCAAAUAUAUUUAUGCACAUAUUACUGGCAUCUCCAUGCAAAGGUACCAUGGGUACAUAUUAUGCAUGGGACAUUGUGCACGAGCUGGAGACAGUUUGGCCUGGAUUACUUACAAAGGGCAAGUGCCAGAGGGGAGUGUUUACACAAAUAAAAAUACAAGAGGUUGACAUGCAGACACAGAUUACGACAUGGUUAGAGAACAACAACAGGUUGACUGACAAAAUUAGAGGGCACGCAAUACAAAGCACAUGUAGGCAACGGUUAGUACACUUUGACGGGGCAACACAGGGUACAUACCCUAUGCAUGGAGACAGUGAACUGCAGCCACAGGAGAAAACACUUAUACAGACACUAAGCCAAGACCUGAAGCUCAUAGUUGCGGACGUGAAGACAGAAGUAAUGCAAAAGGCGCGGGAAAAUGGAGAAUCCACGGAUCCUAUCGAAGACGCCGGCAGUAGAGUUAUCGCGGAGGACGAGAGUGAGACCAUGGUACCGAACCCUGGCACAAGCGGUAAACCAGCAACACCACGCGGCAGCGGACCACAGCCUUCGACGCCGGACACGACGAAGCAGGCACACAGCACACCAGAGAAGCCACAUAAAGGACCCGUAGCCGAAAAGGACAAGGGCAAAGGCAGUACAACAUCCCAAUCUGGGGAAGGAGUGGGAAGAACCGCUCCCCCCAAGAAACCGGAACCUCCACCAUCAGAACCGUCAUCAGAAGGGAAAUCAGGAGUAAGCCAAGGACCGGGUCAGGGACCAGGACCUGGACAACAACCCCCACCUCCACCAGAACGGGCACGUCCGGCAACACCAGGGGUAGGAGGAGCAGGUGUAGCAGCAGGGGGGCCGACACAGCCACAGCAGGAUACCGAUACGGGAGAAAAAAAGAAUAAAGAUGCAGGUGAGGCAAAUGCUUGUACCAGGAGUGAGACUAUAUCCAUUACACGAGGACCAUCCCGCGGGCAAUAUGCUGAUCAUAUUGAUGACCCCAGAGAAGGUAAUGGUCCAUUGGAGGAAAUCAAAAGAAACGGCUCAAAGGGCACAACAUCCGCACAGGGACCUGAACCAGUAACAACUCAAUUAACACACUCAGAAACAGUAACACCAGCCACAGGAACAGAACCAGGAAAAGGAAAUGGAAAAUCGUCACACUGGGAUUUGAGUAAGGUACCCCAUACAACCCACUUAUGGGGAAUAGGAACAGGAUCCCCAGACUUAGUGACCACAGGAAAAGUACCUUCAGGUGGUAAACAGGCAGAGGGAACGGAUAGUACUACAGCACAAGGUUCCUCUACGGUGUCCCCGCACUAUUUCGCGCACUGUAACGGCGGUAGUUGUGACUUCCAAUUUACCCCAGAAAAUUCCCUGAACAUAAAGGACGCACCAGGAGGCUUCGUAGCACCAACCUUCGCAGCACAUACAUCUCUUUCUUCGACUAAUAACCACGGUCCCGGGAAAGUGACCCCACAUGUUCCCGACCUAACCGCUGUUAUUGAACAGUGCCACAAUGAGUCACAGUUGCAACACCAAGAGCACUAUUUAGAUAAUUUAUUAGAUCAUAUGUGA
Molecule: messenger RNA, 2085 nt
Organism: Plasmodium fragile
Lineage: Eukaryota; Apicomplexa; Aconoidasida; Haemosporida; Plasmodiidae
Exons: 5
Coding region: 1-2085 (694 amino acids)
Source: RefSeq, a predicted model, not a curated record